UUAUUAUUAUUAUCAACAGCAACAACUACGCUUUUAUUUCGCUGUAGUUCACGAGACACGAAAGAGUGAGGGUGUGCGCGCGCGAGAGAGUUAAUUUUGCGAACAGUUUCCGCUUCCGGUUUUGUAUCAAUUUCUGUCUCCUAAACUCAGUGAUGUCGUUCUCCGGUGAGGACGGUCGGGAUGGACACACUCGCGUUCACACUCGGACCUCUCCGGGAUUCCUGGAGCGUCUGGGAGAAACCAUGGGUGGGAUGUUGGUGGGCGUGGCCCUCUUUGUCCUCUCCUUCUACGUGCUUUUCACUAAUGAGGGGAGAGCGGUCCGCACCGCGUCCUCUCUGAAUGAGGGUCUCGCCCAGGUCGUGACGCUUCACGCAGAUGUCUAUGUCGACCCACAGAACAACGGACGCCUCGUUCAUCUCUCCACCUCUCUGCGCACGCCUCAGCCUCUGUCUGAUCCGAACUACAGGGUUUCAGUUCAGGCAGUGAAGCUGAGGAGGAAUGUGGAGAUGUACCAGUGGGUGGAGUAUCAUGAGUCACGGGACUACACAGAGAACGGAGAAACUAAAACAGAGACCACCUACACUUACAACACAGAGUGGAAGUCGGAAAUCAUCAACAGUAAAAAUUUUGAUAAGGAGAUCGGCCACGUCAAUCCCAGUGCGAUGGCGGUGGAGAGUGUCACUGUCGUUGCCCCUGAUGUGUGGGUCGGCCUUUUCUCUCUCUCAAAAGGUUUAAUCGAUCGUAUUAAUAAUUUCCAGACUCUGAGUCUGAGUGCACUGUUUGUUACUGACCCGUUUCUCACGGUGUAUGAAGAUUAUUUCUACCACACGGCCAACCCACGGAGACCAGAGGUGGGGGAUGUACGUGUGAGCUUCUCCUACGCUGGACUCAGUGGUGAAGGCUCUUACCUCGGACCAGCGCAGAAAGUGAGUGUCGUGGCGAUGCAAAUGGAUGAAAAACUUAUGCCUUUUAAGACCAAAUCAGGAGAUACGCUGGAGAUCCUUUACCUGGAGGAGCUGACGGCUGAGGAGGUCUUUGCUCGAGAACAUCAGUACAACAUGAUGAUGACGUGGGGUCUGCGAAUGGGCGGUUGGCUUCUCAUGUUCAUUGGGAUCAAUCUGACCAUGCGCAUCUUUUACACUCUUGUGGACUGGGUCCCUGUGCUGAGAGAGCUGGUGUCUCUGGGCGUGAAGCUCUUCGCUGUGUGCGUGUCCUGCUCUCUCUCACUUCUCACCAUCUCCAUCGGCUGGCUGUUUUAUCGCCCCCUGGUGGCUCUGCUGAUCUCUGCAGUCGCAGUGCUCCCCGUCCUCAUCACGCACGCCCGUAAAGCCGAGAAAAAACACCAAUGACAACCACAGAGAGCGGGACGGUGAAUUCACAAACAUAGAUUCUUUUGUCACAUGGACCACUCCCGCUACCACUGUUCAUCACACACUGCAACAAACCAGUGUGCUGGCUCGAAAUACAAGGGGUGGAUUCACAUGGGCCCGGCCCACUCUGAUAAAAACCAAAGGUCAACGCACUUUCUAACAGGAGUGUGUGUUUUUAUUUUAAAGACAUUGUAAUACAGUUUCUGAAAACAUUACCUGGGGCAGGUGAGGGGGCGGGGGAACAAAAACAUCUCACGCUGAGCCAAAAAAAAGAACCUUGAUAAUGCAGACUCUGUGAUUCUGAUUGGUCUGGAGGUGUUGAUUAAUUUUCUAUAACAGCAGCUCUGACAGUAAUUAGGCUUUAUAUUAACACGCUUUUUAUGAUGCGUUAUCGUUGCCAUGGUAACAGCUCAUGCACUGUGAUAUUUCCUGGAAAGAGAUCUUUAACAUUUAUGGAAGGAGUCUCCAGUGUUAGUGCUUUGUAACAGUCAGGUAAAGCUGUACUUUUAAUUUUUUUUAUGUGAUACAAGAACUCUAGCUGUUUUUUCACAAUUCACAAUUUUAAAUGGAUAAAAACCUGGUGUUGAGUACUAAAGAACACUUAGAAACAUGCCGUUAUAGAAAACUAAUCAAGUAAAGGAAGGAAACCGUGUGCUGGACUUCCGACUAAAUCACACACCAGUGCGAUUUAUUCCGUUCUAAAUCCACACCUUUUGACCAAUCGGAAUCCGGAAUUCUGCCAAGCUGUGGUGUAAAUGCUAUGAGGAAUACAUACACGUUGAAAUGUACAUUGUGUCAUAGGGUGUAAGUGUCAAGUGGUAGUUUAUCUAAUUUACUUUAUUUUCUGUUUUAAGGUGAAAAAAGGUCAAGAGAAAGUGAUAUGCAAAAAAAAAAAAAAUUUAAAUCCUGCACUUAUGUAUGUUCUGAAUGUUUUGUUGAAUAAGCAAAUUAAAAACAUGCUCCACCCCCUUUUUCUGGUAAA
This is a messenger RNA of Clarias gariepinus (North African catfish), 2352 nucleotides long. RefSeq names its product transmembrane protein 43. Gene Ontology annotation, biological process: nuclear membrane organization. Lineage: Eukaryota; Metazoa; Chordata; Actinopteri; Siluriformes; Clariidae. Bases 153 to 1349 code for a protein of 398 amino acids. The transcript has 12 exons. Gene Ontology annotation, cellular component: nuclear inner membrane. The record is from RefSeq and is a predicted model, not a curated record.